UCUUGCCAGAAGUGAGCAGCUACCCCAAUGGUGCACCUGUGGCCAGUUGCUUCACGAUGAUGCCCAAACACAGCGGUACGCAGAGCCAGCUGGACAGAAGUUUCUUCCAAGUCACAACUUCAUCCAACAGCUACACGCCAGGGCAGAAGAUUAGAGUGAAUGUCACAACGAACAACGCCAUGGAAUUUAAAGGCAUCCAAAUUCGGGCUCGGAGAGCGGAUCUCAACUCAGAGGAGUUUAUCGGAACUUUCGACAUUCUGGGCAACACAAACAAACUGACAUAUGUGCGGUGUCAAGACAUGCCACAGAGUAUGGUAACCCAUAGCAACAAUAGCACGGUCUCCUAUGUUUUGGUUGAUUGGUCAGUUAAUCAAAACGUUGGACCAAUUGUAUUUGACGUGACAGUAGUGAAAAGCUAUUUGUACAUUUAUUUUGGCAUCAAAUCAGCAGUGAUAAACCCAGCAGGCACGGGGCCUUUUGUGCAGCCUGUUGUUCAUGCGUCGUCUGUCUCGCCUUUGGUGAGCCCUAUAGACUGGGGUUUGUGCGGGAAAUCCAAGGGCUGUCUGCUCUACCCCCGCUACUGCACUGGAGGGGACUGCAAGGCGGGGGUGAGCUUCUACGUCAACGGAUCCACUGUGAACUUUGAACUUAUGGCUAAAGCUGAUGGCUACGUAUCAUUGGGCUUUUCUGACGACAUGAUUAUGGGAAACGACCAAACUAUAAGUUGCGCUACGUUGUUUGACCGAGUUAGCAUUCAACACGGAUUCAAUCACCUCCAGAAAUACAACAGCAGAGAACUUAAGAAUAAUCUUACACUUCUUGAAGCAGCAAAAAUCAAUGGCAGAAUUUGUUGUCGCUUCUCUCGUCCUGUGACCAUGGCAAUGGAUGUGGCCGUUGAUGAGUCAGAGGACGGUGCAACCAAAAAGUUGACCUUUAACCUUAACAACAAACAUUAUUUGUUUAUUGCAUGGGGAAAAGUAUACACCUUGACUGAUGUUCUGGGUUACCACACUGAAAUGCCUGUGAUCUCGGAGACUGAAAUAAAUUUCUAUGACGUCACCAUAUACAGGGGAAGUGUCAUGCCAAACCUCAUCAGGGCCCAUGCCUCGCUGAUGGCGACGGCAUGGAUGGGCUUCGCGGGUCUGGCAAUUGUUAUUGCCAGAUUUUAUAAAGAUGGCUUCCAGGAUAAGAAAUUUUGUGGAAUAAAAAUUUGGUUUCAUUUACACAGGAUAUCUGCAUUCAUGACAUUUGCACUAACGGUAGCUGGGCUGGUUACUGUCUUGGUCAAGCUAGAUGGCCAAAUCACUCAGAAUGAAUCGGCCUACAACCACAUGUGUCUAGGGUUUACAGUUGUCGCCCUUGUGUGUGCUCAAGUUCUCGCUGGACUCCUGCGUCCAGGUCCCCACCAGAAGCUGAGACCAUUUUUUAACUUUUUCCACCGUUUUCUAGGAUUUACAGCUUUAGUUAUUUCUGCUGCCACCAUCAUCUAUGCCUACAAGAUCUCCAACUUUUCUUAUGAAAUGCAAACAUUUGGUGAAAAAACCAUGGCAGUAUGGGCCGGAGCUUUCACUUGCCUUUUGAUUCUACUUACUGGCUAUAGAUAUUUUGCUGCCAAAGUGAUAGUCGGCAGAUCAAACUCUGACGAAUACAACUUGGACAAGAUGAGCAACAGCCCAGAGCCUGACGAGUCCAGUCCACCCAGCCACAUCCUACUCGCAGUUUUCAUUGCUUUUAUUUUGUCUUCUCUCACUGCCGCACUGGUCAUGACCAUCUUUUUCUAGUUCCCGCUAUCAAACCUGACUUGCUGCA
This is a messenger RNA of Physella acuta, 1809 nucleotides long. RefSeq names its product putative ferric-chelate reductase 1 homolog. Gene Ontology annotation, cellular component: membrane. The record is from RefSeq and is a predicted model, not a curated record. NCBI's taxonomy places the organism in Eukaryota, Metazoa, Mollusca, Gastropoda, Physidae.